UGUCACGAAAACCAGCCUUAUGGCCUAGUAUUCUGCGAACAGUUAUUUCAGCUAUAUCGUUGUUUCGCAACUGCUGAGGUAACUAUGUUUAUUUGUUUAAGUGUUUGUAGCAACACAACCCUUGGUUGUUUAUAAUGUGCACGUAAUGAGUACUCAGAUUAAUUCAUUUUACACCCUAACACGUUUAUUGCAUCCAAUUUUCAUAAUCUACUAAUACGUAUAUUGUUAAUACAUUUUAAUUGGGGAGUUUAUUUUAUCUGUUGAUCGUAAUUGGGGAAUUUUUUUUAAUCUGCGGAUUCUGAGACGAAUCAUGGAAGAGAAAAGUUGAAUUUAGGAAGAGAAAAUGUGUUUGCUACCAAUAUGUCGUAUUUAUUGGAGGUCCUCUCUUCAAUUUAUAAAAAAAGUGGUCUAAGGAAGAUAUACAGUCUGAAAUUCACAAAAUCUGACCCAUCGAGCUGAAUGAGUUUAUGAGAUGGAUGAACUUUCAACAUAGAAGUUUUCAACAGAGAAACAUAGAAGCGUUCUUUGAGGUACAACAACGUGAUUUGUUAAUAAAAUUAGAGAAGCCGGUGAUGACACCAACAGGAGAAAAUUGCAGAGAUUUCGCUAGCAGCUAAAUAAAAUAGGAAAUGAGCUCGUAGGAAAUGAGCUUUAAGGUAAACAGAUUUUGUUGAGUUAGUUGGAAUUGAGACAGUAUGAUGUUGCGACGUAAAAGAAUUUAAGAUAAGUGAAAAGUAUUGCAAAAUGGCCUCUCUUGAAUGUUUUGUUUCUGCACAGUAUUCAAUUUGAACCGGCGAAGAUUUGUGACAUUUUGGACAACCGAACUGUCAGUAAGAAAGGGAGAUGAGCGAAAUUAAACGGAAAAUAAUUCAAUGCAGGACUUUUUGGUGCGUGGCAGGAAAAUUGAAAGAUGAGUUUAUUCAGAAAGAUUUUGAUGAAAGUAGAUUGAAGGUAUUGAAGGAACAGUUAGGAGGCCUGUUAGAGAGAGUGAAGAAAUUGGACAAUGAAAUUCUUGAUCUAUUGAGCACAGAUGACGAUCAAGAGCUGUGUUUGAAAGGAGCUAGAAACGCUAGCAAGUUUCAGCACAAAAUGAAAGAACUUUUGAUGAAGAUGGAAAAGAUGACCGACACAUUCAAACAACGACACAUUCUCAAGAAAGAAGAGAUUAAGUAAAAUCUGGAGAUUCGAUGGUAACAAUAAAUACACAUAGAGUUCAAGUGCAGCUUCCGAAGCUUGAGAUGAAGAAGUUUAACGGGAAGUCUUACGAGUGGCAAGAGUUUUGGGACUGUUUUAAAAGUUCUGUGGAUGACAACAAAGAACUAGCCGCUGUUGACAAACUUGCAUAUUUGCAUCACUUGUUGGAAGAGCCUGCAAAGUCAGUUGUGGCUGGAUUUAAACUGACGGAGUCGAAUUAUGAAUCCGCAAAGACACUUCUCCAAAAACGUUUUGCCAAAACAGCUGUUAUCAAGAGGGCGCAUAUUCAUCAAUUGAUGAGCUUGAAGCCUAUUUACAGUCAGCGUGACUUGCCUCGAUUUCAAAGUCUUUAUGAUGCAAUCGAGACUCACUUCAGCGGCCUUGAAGUGCUUGGAGUGGACUCUUGCUCUCAUUCCUGUACUGUGGUAUCUUUGCUUCUCGACAAAUUGCCUGAAAGUUUAAGAAUGAGUAUGGUUAGAGAGGCAAAGAAUGAUCCAGGAUGGGAAAUGGAGGACUUUUUGAUAAAUCUUAAGCGAGAGGUGGAGACAUUUAUACAAGGAAGUAUGCUGGACAUGGACAUAAUUUUGCAGCAGUGAGAGAAUCAACUAGGCCAUCGAUGAGCACCAGAAACAAUCGACUGCAAACUGCUUCAGCACUUCACAGCAAUUUGGUGAACAAGAAGUGUUCGUUUUGCUUAGCAAAUCACGAGGAAGAUUCUUGUGGAGCCAUGAAGGACAUUUUCGAGCGCAGAAGUAUCGUUAAAAGCUCAUAUAUGAGGCAUUCUAUCAUCCACAAUCAGCAAGUGAUAAAUGCACAUUAUAUUGUGAAAGAAACCUAAUUGAUCGAAGAAAUGUGUCAACAAAUGUUAAACAUGGGGUAAACCAAUCAAAGAAGUUCCUUAAUUUAGUAGCCAAGGCACGUGUGAUUGCUGGAGCAUUGAAACUGUUGGUUUUAAAAUUUAUUGAUGAUUUGCCCCGGCAGCAUAUGAUUGAACCCAAUGAAAGAUCAACUAAAGUAGAACAAAGGAAUUAUCUUCACUCUUUGGCGUCAGAAAUGGUUGACAAGUUUAUUCUGAGAACUGAAAAGGUGGAACAAGUCUUGAUUAAAGUUGAGGCUGAAAAUGAACAUGAGAAGCAGAAAGCAAAGCAUUUCCAGUGUCGUAUCUCUGGAUGUGGCAAAGCCUUCAAACAUGAUGGCAAGGCAAGAAGGGAGCACAAAGCUACUCAUGGAAUGACACAUUCUGUGCAACCCUCUAAAUGCUCAGGGGCAAUAUAUGAGAACAGAGAUGAUAUGCUCAACUAUCAGCUGGUUUUGUUGGAGUUUGGGAUGCUCGUCCAAAAUUUCUUUGAUGCUAUUAUUGAAGGUGACGGAGAAAGAAUUGUUAGAUGCUGGGAAUUCUUUCUACCAUAUUUACGUUGUGAUGGGCAAGGAAGCACUCAUUAUGCACUUGAGGCGUUUUAUUUGCUAUGUCGGGUGAAUGCACUUCUGACUCCAAAGGCUGCACAUGAGCUUAAAUGGAACAGAUUUUUUAAAAACAAGAAUGGACCAGGUGGAAAGAUACCCUUGAACCUUUCACUUGAACAUCACAACAAGCUGAUAGAAACACUCAUGCAAAGCCUAGGCCCAAGUGGAACCAAUCAGCAUUGUCUGAAUAGAUACAUAAAGGCAAUAAGGGUUAACAAAGAUGUGCUUGAUAGAUUUGACCAGCAAAUAUUUUUCAAAAAGGGAUCAAGAGAACAUAAGGACCGCUGUGAAAAAGCAGAUUUGUACAAAAAUGUUAACGAGCUUGUUGAAAAUUAUGCAUUGACACAUAUGAAUGGCCGAAAAUAUAUGGACCUUUGUAAUGUUAAUGACAGUAUCUUAGAUGGAGUUGACAUGCAUGCCAUGUUCACAAGGAUUAAAGAACACAAAAAGAAAUUUUUGCAAAAAAGUGUCCAAGAUAAUCAUAUUAUAUUUAUAAAACAAAAAAACAUGUUGUGUAAUUCGUAUCUGUUUUGGUUUACUUAAUAAAUUUGUUUUCAUUUGGGGUUGAUCUUACUAAUUACCAGGUGUCAUGAUUCUGUAGGGCUAGGGAGGACCAGCCUCAUAAAUUUUUUUUGCAGAUCUUAAUUUUUUUUCCUAUUUUCCAUUAGCCAACCACCACAUGUCAAGAGUAGAAAGUAUUGAAAAAUAAUACAAAUAACACAACCAUAAAUUGCCAACUUUUGCCUAACAAUGAAGACCCAGCCUACAUGCAAACUCUAUUAAACAAAAUAGUAACGCUUUACCUUUUUCUCAUGUCUCAUAGUGUUUUCUUAUGAAAACAUUAAUUGAAACAUGGCACAGAGGGACAUUUUGGUAUAUUAAAAGCACAUGGUAACAGAUUUUAUCCCAGGAGCUGUGCCCUAAGACCCACUUUGCCACUGCUCUACUAGUUCCAUUCCUGCGUAAGCCUGUCCCCUCAAAUUCAAAAUAUGCUCCACUGUGCCUGAUUGUUUGUGGCUCAUUUAAUUCUUAAUUGCUUAAAAAGUAUGUUGGCUUGGAGGAGGUGGUACCUCAAAUACGUGCAAAAUGAAACAGGGUGUCCAAAAUUGAGGUAUUUAGGGCAUACAUAUUUUUUAGACACCCCUUUAGUGCACCAGUAAUGUUUAUAAGUAAUUUAAGCAUUUUUAAGUUGUUUUACAUAACAAAUAAAAGGCAUGUUUUACCAAGCAAAUCACAUCAAGUUUUGGAAAAAUUCUUAUUAUUUAUCAAGCCAGAAGAUGAUAUAAUGUUACAUUCACAUCAUUUUGUUUGCUUCAUAUUAAAGUUCAGUUCUCCAUUUCAAUGUCCUCUUCUUCAUGUAUUUUGUCGAAGGCUUAUGACAAAAAGCCUGAUAUACUGCAGCUGCCACCAUUGUCACUUGUUAACCCUGCAUUAUCACUUUCAUCUGAAGCAAGUAGACUGGAUGUUGUGGUAUUAAAAGGGUUGGCAUGUUGCAAAAUUUCCCAAUCCUCAUGAAUUAUUUCCACUUGCUCAGAUGAUUCCUCAUCACUACAAUUGAUAUCUUGUAGAAUCAUUUCAAAAUCUUGAAUUUUCAAGAUUUUGAAAUGAAUCCACAAGAUAUCAUUUCUACAAGACUUUUAAGUCUCAUACAAAAGGUGUAGGACCUGUACCACAUGUUUACCUCGCCAGAUUUCUACAGACAGAAAUAUGUCUCAGAAAUCGAGAACAAGAUAAAAUUGCUGUCACCUUUAAGACAUUGAUCACUGCAGUUGCAAUCCAUAGCACAGUUAUGGCAACACAAUAAAUGUUUUGGGAUCUCCAAUGUAGAAAAUGCAUUGAAAUGCUUUCCAAUUUCUUUUCUUCUGCACGUUUCAUGCUGUAGAAGAUUGUUAAUUUUGGUAUCACAACAUGUACUUAGGGCACCAUUGUAUAGCACAUAAGAUGUUGCAGAACUUCCCCUCUUCCAAGCCGGCCUGUCUCCAUGCUUCCAUUGACUCUGGAUGACCCAGAUGAAUACUUUUAUACAAACCUCUAUGCAACUGUGCAAUGAGCAUUCUCUGAUUUGGCCAUCUGAUUUAUAACAUGUGAUUAUACACUUUCUGGGGUUUCUGCAUGAAACAUGUCCACUAACCGCUUACUUGGCAAUAAUCUACUACUGGCAAGCAAAUUUUUCCCCAGUGAAAUUGAAAAUGCUCUAAAUAAAAUAGAGCACUGUUAUCUAGUUUGGCAAAAUAUAACUGCCCUUUUCAUAUGUGACUUACAGAGUAAAACCUCAUAAAGGAAAAUCUCAUCUAAGCUUUUAUUUUUAUUGACAUAUUCAAAUAUGCAAAUUAUAUUUGAUCGAAUUGAACUUUUUUACCAAAAAGGUUUUUGCAGCAUGCAGUUGAAGCAUCUCUUACUGGUGCUUUUUCAAGUAAAAGUGAUUUUAACUCCGCAAGUUUUCCAUACCAAUGUCGAAAUGGUGGAUUUUGUGAAUCUAAUGAUGUUUCCCUGAAAUAGAAUAAUAUUUAUGUUCCAUAGAUGUGAUUGGAUUUUUGAAAAUGUAAGUGUAGAUGUUGGGAAAAUUUUCUAUUUGUAUAUUUUGAUAUAAUAAAAAUAUUUUCAUUUGAAGUUAAUAUAUUGGGUUUUUGUUAUUGCCAGAUUUCAAAGCAACAUGUUUAAAAGAGCAGCUCAUAUCGAGCCCACCAUCAUGGCUCUUUCCCUAGUCCCAUAUAUUAUAUGUGACGGAAAAAGGCCCACUUACCAGUGAAAAAG
Molecule: messenger RNA, 5412 nt
Organism: Rhopilema esculentum
Lineage: Eukaryota; Metazoa; Cnidaria; Scyphozoa; Rhizostomeae; Rhizostomatidae
Source: RefSeq, a predicted model, not a curated record